UGCUGGCGCUACCGGAAGACUGCCUGUCAGAGUGCGCUGCCAAUGUCUCGCCCAACCUUUAGCCGGAUCUCCCUUUCACUUCCGGUCCCAUUCUUUUACGUUCCCGACAAAACAUCAGUCUCUGUGGGCAGUUAAAAUCUUAAGUUCUUUUGAGCGUCGGCUUCGUCUGCGCCUGUGGAGUUUCUUGGACAGGAGUCGCGGGGCUCCAGGACGGCGCCCUUAGCGACAACAUGGCCCGAAAUGCAGAAAAGGCCAUGACGGCCUUAGCAAGAUUUCGCCAGGCUCAGCUGGAAGAAGGAAAAGUGAAGGAACGAAGACCGUUUCUGGCCUCAGAAUGUACUGAGCUGCCCAAAGCUGAGAAAUGGAGACGACAGAUCAUUGGAGAGAUCUCUAAAAAGGUGGCUCAGAUUCAGAAUGCUGGUUUAGGUGAAUUUCGAAUUCGUGACCUGAAUGAUGAAAUUAACAAGUUGCUGCGGGAGAAAGGACACUGGGAGGUCCGGAUAAAGGAGCUCGGGGGUCCUGAUUAUGGAAAAGUUGGCCCUAAAAUGCUGGAUCAUGAAGGAAAAGAAGUCCCAGGAAACCGAGGUUACAAGUACUUUGGAGCAGCAAAAGAUUUACCUGGUGUUAGAGAGCUGUUUGAAAAAGAACCCCUUCCUCCUCCCAGAAAGACACGUGCUGAGCUCAUGAAGGCAAUCGAUUUUGAGUACUACGGUUACCUAGAUGAAGACGAUGGUGUUAUUGUGCCUUUGGAACAGGAAUAUGAAAAGAAACUCAGAGCUGACUUAGUGGAAAAGUGGAAAGCAGAGAGAGAGGCUCGACUGGCAAGAGGAGAAAAGGAAGAGGAGGAAGAAGAGGAGGAAGAAAUAAACAUCUAUGCAGUCACUGAGGAGGAGUCGGACGAGGAAGGCAGCCAGGAGAAAGGAGGGGAUGACGGCCAGCAGAAGUUCAUUGCUCAUGUCCCUGUGCCCUCGCAGCAAGAGAUUGAGGAGGCACUGGUGCGAAGGAAGAAAAUGGAACUCCUCCAGAAGUAUGCAAGCGAGACCCUGCAGGCCCAGAGUGAAGAAGCCAGAAGGCUCCUGGGGUAUUAGGGCCCAGUUGGGGCUCUCCUUAGAGUUCUUCCAUCCCCCAGUAGCCCUGCAAGACCCAAGGCUGCAGACAGGCAGGCCGUUGCUGUGAGGCCUCCUGCCCUUUUCUCCACCUUUCUUCCCUCUCCUUCUUAUCUUGUGCUGACCCAGGGGUAGGGGUCUGUCCCUGGCCUACCUGGUAGAUUUUGUACACUAUUUUGCUACUGUAUGGAUCCAUUUAUUUUUUUUGUGGAGUGUAUAUAACAGGUUGCGAACUGGC
This is a messenger RNA of Cebus imitator (Panamanian white-faced capuchin), 1344 nucleotides long. RefSeq names its product ISY1 splicing factor homolog (gene ISY1). The transcript is spliced from 11 exons. The record is from RefSeq and is a predicted model, not a curated record. The coding region runs from base 231 to 1088 and encodes 285 amino acids. NCBI's taxonomy places the organism in Eukaryota, Metazoa, Chordata, Mammalia, Primates, Cebidae. Gene Ontology annotation, cellular component: post-mRNA release spliceosomal complex; post-spliceosomal complex; catalytic step 2 spliceosome. Gene Ontology annotation, biological process: mRNA 3'-splice site recognition; generation of catalytic spliceosome for second transesterification step.